CAGACAGACAGAGUGUGUACCGCAGGAUGCCCGCAGCUCCUGCGGCCAGGGGCUGAAGUAGGGCGAAGGACAAGAGGUCGCGAGGAGAGGGAGAAGGAAGGCGGGAGCGGCGCGCCUGGAGGGUCUCUCGCCCGCUCCGAGGAUGGCGCCGGUGAGCGAGCAGCUGGAGCCGCAGGGCGCGGGGGGAGACGCCGCCGGCGCGACCCCCCUGCCCGGCCCGGCGGCGGUCGAGGAGCCGCGGCGGGAGAACGGCGGCGGCGGAGAGUGGUGCCCCGGGAGCGGCGAGAGCGGGGUCCGGCCCCGGGCGGCGGCGGAGACCCCCGGGAGCCCGGGGUGCCCCGGGAGCGCGGCGGCGCCGGAGCCCCCCGAGGGCGGCUGGGGCUGGGUGGUGAUGCUGGCCGCCAUGUGGUGCAACGGCGCCGUCUUCGGCAUUCAGAACUCAUGCGGGGUCCUCUUCGUCUCCAUGCUCCGGCUCUUCGGCAGCAGCGAGGACAAGCAGCUGGUCUUCAAAACAGCAUGGGUGAGCUCUCUUUCUAUGGGAAUGGUCUUCUUCUGUUCCCCAAUAGUCAGCAUAUUCACAGACCUGUUCGGCUGUCGAAAAGUCGCUGUUAUUGGAGCUGCAGUAGGGCUUGUUGGACUCCUUUCGAGUUCUUUUGUAAGCACCAUUGAACCUCUGUAUUUCACCUACGGGAUCUUGUUUGCCUGUGGCUGCUCAUUUGCCUACCAGCCAUCGCUGGUCAUUCUCGGGCACUACUUCAAGAAGCGCCUUGGACUGGUGAAUGGCAUUGUCACCGCAGGCAGCAGCUUGUUCACAGUGUCACUGCCCUUCCUCCUGAGGGUCCUGAUCAACUCCGUCGACCUGUACAACACCUUGAGGGUCCUCUGCAUCCUUAUGUUUGUUCUGUUCCUGGCUGGAUUCACAUACAAACCCCUUGUUCCUAACACCAAAGACAAGGAGGGAGGAAAGAAGGGAAAAAUCAAAUUACCUCCUGCGAAAAAGAUUUGCAAUUUCUCAGUUUUCAAAGUUCUCAGUUACCGAAUCUGGGCUUUUGGGAUCCCAGCUGCGCUUUUUGGAUACUUUGUGCCUUAUGUUCACUUGAUGAAUCACGUAAAAGACAGAUUUGGUGACAGCGUGCCAGAAGAAGUGCUUCUGCUAUGUCUGGGCAUUACUUCAGGAGUUGGCAGAUUGGUCUUUGGCAGAGUUGCAGAUUAUAUUCCUGGUGCAAAAAAAAUAUAUUUACAGGUGGCCUCAUUCUUUUUUAUCGGGCUGAUGUCUAUGAUGAUUCCACUGUGCAAUGUCUUUGGAGCUCUCGUUGCUGUCUGUCUCUUCAUGGGCCUGUUUGAUGGCUGCUUCAUUUGCAUUAUGGCUCCUAUUGCCUUCGAGCUCGUUGGGGCUCAGGAUGUCUCCCAGGCCAUUGGAUUUCUGCUUGGACUCAUGUCAGUGCCUAUGACAGUUGGUCCACCCAUUGCAGGUUUGCUGCGGGAUAAGCUUGGCACCUAUGAUGUGGCAUUUUACCUGGCUGGAGUUCCUCCCCUCAUUGGAGGAGCUAUUUUGUGUUUCAUCCCCUGGGUCCACGAACGGCAGAAGCUGAAAGAGAGAGCAAAACCUGUUGAUGGAGAAACUACUGAGAAAAUGCUGGAAAACGAAAGCACUUUGGUGUCAGACGCGACAGAAAAGCCAGUCAAAGAACUGGAUUCUGGCUUUUGAUGCCUUUUUCUUUUCCUUGUACCAUCCUGACCUCCUACUGAAGCUAGAUUUCUACUUUUUGGCUGAAGAUAUUAUACAAUACUGGAGUCUUGAACUAUUGCUCAAAUUGAAAAACUGCUACAAGAAUCUUUUAUACCAUUGAACUUUUUUUGACAAGUCUUUGAAUUUGAUUUCAAGCCACAUUUUCAAGGUAUUUGAAGUUUUGUAGCUUUAGUGUGCACGUGCGUAGUGAUUCUGUGUGAGAAGAUAAUAUUUUUCUAAUCCAUCAGGACUGAUUUCUGGAAAUGUGAAAGCUGUUUUUCCUUCACUGACCUGGGAUUCUUCAAUGAUAUCUAUGAUCCAUCCUCUGCAGGCACAUCCGCUGAGUGUUUAUACUGGAUAAUGUAGUAGCUCUUGUGACUGAUCUGUUUUUUUGAAGUUUAUCAUGCUGUUUACAGUAUUUUAUAGUUCUCUAUUGUGAACACAAAUAUGCAGCCUUUUGCUGAAAUGAUUGUUUCAUUAGAAAGCUAAAUUAUUAUGUAACUAUUGAAACACUCGCUUGUGUUUGCAUUCAGCUUUCACAUUAGCCCAAAGAACAUUAAGGAUGGCAUUUUUGUUGGGCUCAGGUUUUGAAAAUAUGUGCAAACACGUUCAGAAAUUAAGCUGCUGAAUAAUAGAUUUUUUUUAUUAUUAUUAUUAUUUGGUGAAGGCAAUACCCUUAAGAAGUAUGUGUAUAAAUCUUUUUCAGCCAAACCUCAGAGUAGUGGAUAGUUUUGGAACUGUACUGACUUAUUUCUUUGGAGCAGUAUUGUGAAUUAGACUAAAUUUCAAAGUAUUCUGUUGUAUUUGUUAGGACUUUUUUUUUUUUUGUUGUUCAAAAAAUCAAGACAGCUUUAAAGGAUACAUUCUAAGUGCAAUACCAAGUUGUUUAUAAUAUGAAAAUAUACACGAGCUAUUAAAACAACAUUCAACAAUUAAAGAUUUUUGCACUAAGUGAACAUGCAGGUAUAUUACAUGUUUUUAUAGCUGUGCUCCAUUGCCUGUAGAUUAUAUGGCUCCAUACUUUAAUCAAAUAUAAAGAAAUGUCUUUUCAUGUCCUAUUUCUUGCUUAACAUCCUAGACAAAUGGCCCCAUGGCUUAUGUAUUCUUAGGUAUUAUACAUUGUUUGUCAAGCAAGUAACCUCUUUUUCUGAAAAAUGUUUAAAAGCCUAAUACUUUGAGAUGAAAACACUGCAUUUCAGUUGAUCAUAAAAUACUUCUAAGCACACUGCUUAUCUGUGGAUAUGGUUCAGCAAUCACUGGAAUACUCAAUCAUACUUUAUUUCAGGUUCAUUCAAUACCAAUAAUUUUUGUUGCCUCAUUUAAAACUGUCAUACCAGAGUAAACUAAAUGUGAUCUGGACAAAAUGCAUAUUUAAGUGCUUUUUUAAAAUAGUAACUGUUAUUUACAUAAACCAUGGAGGCAUACUGUUAAUUUUUUUAAAUUAUAGCCUUUAUUAUCUUUUCUGUUUUCAUUCUUCUUUUUCCAGUGUUGUAGUAAAUUACUCAGAAAACCCAUAUAAAACAGCAAUAAUAUUGCAUUUAAUGUUUACAUUUAGCAACUGACAGAAAUUCUUUAAAAAUAAUCAUGCAAAGCAUUCUAAUUAUUGUAGACCAAAGCUCAGGCUUUUUUAUGUUGCAGAAUUUCAAUCCCUGCUUUGCAUGAGCGAAGUCUAAAAGAAUUGAAUAUUAAAAUGUUAAGGAGACAUAUGUGGAAGGAAUUAGAGGUGGGGGCGGGGAAGCCAAUCUGGAGAACUGAGAUCCCUUCAGGUUCACUAGGACUUGUGCUUUGGCACAUUGUAAGUACUUCUAAAAAUGUCAUGAAAUUAUGCAUAAUAGUGUUAGUUAAAUUUACUGCCUUCAUUACAGAAGUGAUGCUGACAGGCAAUGCUGCUCUUGUUGGGAGUGUUUCUGUAGAACAUGAUAUUCAGUAUUAUUUUCCAUUUGGACAACACAGAAGGUGUUGGUUAAGUGCUGGUAAAAGACUCUCAUUUCUUGUUCUGUUAUGAAAAAUUAGUAUUCAUCAUAGAUUUCCAAUUUCAUGUGUUUUUAGCCCUGAAUUUUAUACCAAACCAAAAACAAAGCUGCUGCUUUUUUUAUCACUGAUGCAAUUUGAAAUGAUUGUGACCAGGUAUUUUGGUGUAAUUAUGGCGUCUUUCCAACUUGCUGCUCUGCAUCUCUAAAUUAUCUGGGAGAGUAUAUAAAAUAUUAUAAAAUAUAAAUGUUGUAAAGAUUUAUAAAUGACAUGGAAAUAGUUUAUCAAUAGUUUGGAUUAAUUAUUGCCAUGCUGUUAAAAAAAAUCUGAACUCUCAUCUGCAUAAAAUUUAUAAAAAUCCCCAAACAAACAAAAACUGCAAAAACCAUGACCUCCAUCAGGAGGGUAUAGUGACUAAUUGUUUAGGAGUGAUUCCUAUGGUAAAACCAGCUACUGAGUGGGAUGUUGGAUGAGAAGGAAGCAGAGUUUAGGGGGAAGGAAGCUCUGCUGGUGUGACGAUGUUGGAAUAACAAACCCUCUUCUGAUUCAGUUCUUGUUUUGCAACAAUGUUAAAAUUGGAAAGGCUUUUCAGAGAAGAUAAAGUAAAUUACUGUCCAAGAACUCUAUUAGCAUAUUUUCUGUUAGUUUUUAUCUGUGUAGGAAAUGUCCAGUAGCAAAUGCUCUUUUCUGGACAAAAGCAUGAGGUGUUUGUCUCCUAAAACUAGGUAAGAUGAAAGACAAGCUCAGAUUGUGCUGAGGCUGAACAACCACUGAGAAACUUACUGAGAUACUAGAUCCUGUAUGCCCAGAGGUUUUAGAAAUGAGGUUAGAUGACUCUUUUUUAAAAACCAAAUAAAUCCCCCUAACAAACGAAAACAUGAAAACCCCUACACUAAUAGCAACUAUUUAGUAAAUUUAUUUUUUAAAAAAUCUAAUAUUGUAGAAGUGGAGGAAAGGACUAAACAUUAAAUUUUAUUUAACUGAAUAAAUACAAAUAAGAUUUCGCAACAAUUUAUUUUUAGGUGUGAAAACAUUUUCAUGGGAAACCUGCUGGAAUCGUAUUUUGAUGACCCAAAUCAUGCCAGCCUUAAUCUUGUUGGGGUAGAUUCUAAAAUUAAAAUAGUAGUUUAAUUCAAGAUGACCCUUAAAUCCCUCUGAUAUCCCUCUCUUGAGAAUAGUUCAUAGAGUACUUUCCAUAGACAUUAUUCUUGUAUCCUAUAAAGCAGAGUAGUCAUCUUUUUAUUUGAUGUUCUCAGGGCAAAUCUUCAGAAGAAAAUGAGUGGAAAGAGGUUCACUUAAAAUGGCAGCAUAAAAUUUUCAGUCCUUGGUGAUGCUCUUGUUUAAUAUAUCAGAUCUUGAAACCAAUAUGAAUUUUGAGCAAGGUUUUAUACUUUUCCCAUAGGUAUGAGAUUUUUUUAGUCUUAAGAAAACAGUUCAGCAAAGAGUCUGAAAUAAUGGAAACCCUUUGAGUUCUUAAUUACACCUCAUCUAUGCAACAGGAUCCAACGUGUAACUAAUAAAGUAUUGUUGGAUUUGUCCUGGCUGCUUUUGAAGACUUGUACAAAUCUCAAAGCCAGACUUCAAAUUAUAACGUAGUUACAAUUUCUUGCAUCCUGGUGUUUGUCUAUUCAGCAUUAGUAUUUAAAUUAUUUUUCUAAUUUUACUUCCGGUGGCAAUUUAUUGUCCCUGAAAAUUGCCCCCACGAGUCAAAGAUGCUAUAGCUCCCACUGUAAAGCAGAAAUGCCCUGCUCAAUUCCUUGUCUCGGGCAGUAGAUGCCAAAGGGACAGGAGGUGCUUCCUUGCAGCCCCAAAGGAGGGUCUAUGUCAGGUUGGGAAUCAGUGCUACAAUCCUUCAGGUCAUCCUUAAGCAGCUGGGCUCUCUCUCCCUGUGCUGGCACGGGGCAGUUCCCUGCUUCCCUGCUUGCCGAGGGGCUCAGCUGUGCCCUCUGAGCUGGGAGCAGAGGCAAUGCUUGGUCUGGGGCUCUGAUUCCUCCUUGGAGAGCUGGAAGUGUUAAAGACAUCAGAAAGGACGCUCUGUUAUUAAGAGUGUGUAUCUGAAAAUACAGUGUAUUUUGACCAGGGUGUGCAUAAACGUGCUGCAUCUCACUAGAGGAGGUGUACUUCUGAAAUGUGAGAGAUGGCUGAAGAAAAAGUGAUCCCUUUCUUUGUGUACCUCCCUGUUGACAAGCACAGCAGCAAUAGAGUUCCAGCCAGCCAGUGAGUUUCUGGUCGUGUAAACUUUGGCAUAUGUACAGUAUACCUUCUAGUCUAUAUAUAGCUUGUGUCAACAACUGUAAUGUUUUGGAAGUGCACAUGCUAAGAUUAGAGUGAUUUUAUACUAAAAUGUUUGCUAAUAUUGACAACACUGACAUGUUUAAGUAUCUUUGUAGACAUCAUAUUUUGUAUGUUGUUUUUGAUAUUAAAGGGUACAUGUUUUGCUAGCCUUAACUCCAGUCUUGCAAGUUCUGCUUUGUUAGAAGGGUAAGAAAUGAAUGUUUAAUGUUUUUCGUGGUGCUAAAGUAACUGUGAUCGGUCUCAAAUUAUUCAGAAUAAAGAUGGUAGUUCUUAAGUGC
Messenger RNA from Cinclus cinclus, 6273 nucleotides. RefSeq names its product solute carrier family 16 member 10 (gene SLC16A10). Gene Ontology annotation, biological process: transmembrane transport. NCBI's taxonomy places the organism in Eukaryota, Metazoa, Chordata, Aves, Passeriformes, Cinclidae. Bases 143 to 1708 code for a protein of 521 amino acids. The transcript has 6 exons. Gene Ontology annotation, molecular function: monocarboxylic acid transmembrane transporter activity. The record is from RefSeq and is a predicted model, not a curated record.